Centruroides sculpturatus (bark scorpion) is the source of this 1167-nucleotide messenger RNA. RefSeq names its product zinc finger protein 266-like. Gene Ontology annotation, cellular component: nucleus. The record is from RefSeq and is a predicted model, not a curated record. Gene Ontology annotation, biological process: regulation of transcription by RNA polymerase II. The transcript is spliced from 5 exons. Bases 110 to 934 code for a protein of 274 amino acids. Gene Ontology annotation, molecular function: RNA polymerase II transcription regulatory region sequence-specific DNA binding; DNA-binding transcription factor activity, RNA polymerase II-specific. NCBI's taxonomy places the organism in Eukaryota, Metazoa, Arthropoda, Arachnida, Scorpiones, Buthidae.
AUUUAUUUUAAGUGUAAAAUUGCUAUUAUUAUGAUGCAUUGUAACGCAACAGUUAAUCAGAGUUCGUUUCUUUGUUGAAAUCUGCAAACAUUUUCAGGCAAAAAUCCAAAUGGAUAUCUCCACAAGUGAUAAAGGCAAGAAGACUGAAAAAUGCAAAAUUUGCAACGAAACUUUUGAAAACAAUUCCUUAUUGGAAGUGCAUAUGAAGACGCACGUGAUGGAAACAAAGCCAUUCUUAUGCCAGUUGUGUGGUUUCGAAGGCACAGACGAAGACGAUCUCAAGCAACAUAAAUGGGCUCAUGUAGUUAAAGAGUAUCGUCAAAAUAUGGACCUUCCAGAAGAUAUUAAUUUGCAGAAACUUCAAUGCAAUAUAUGUGAAAACAUCUUUGAUUCUAUAAAACAAUUAAAAAUUCACAUGAAAAGUCAUAGUGGAGAAUAUCCUUAUAAGUGUAAUAUGUGCCAGAAAAUGUUUAAAGAAAAAGCAGAUUUAGAAAAUCACUUGAGAGCACAACAUCCGAUUGAUAAUGAAGGAACCAGUUCAUCAUCUCAGAAAAAUACAGAAGGAGAUAAAGCAAACAUUUUUCGAUGCAAGUUUUGUAAACAACAAUUUGAGAACGAAAGCAAUUUAAAGUCACACUUGAAGAUUCAUAGUGAUUUAAAAUCAGUCGUAGAAGAAAUGUAUAAUAAGAAUAUUAAACAGAGCAAUGAUCAAGAUAAAGUUGAUAAAAAACAGGGCAGACAAAAAACAUUUCCAUGUAAAGAAUGCCCCUUUCAAACCACAUCGAAAGAAGAAUGGCGUAUUCAUUGUCAAAGACAUUCUGAUGGAAAUCGUUCAACAUCAGAGGAUGUUGUAAAAGAAAACCCGAAAGACAAAGAAACGAAAUUCCAGAAAUCGAUUCGCAAAGAGAAAGACAAAAAAAGUGGAAGAAUGUAAUUAAACGAUUUCCGAAAAAAGAAGACUUUUAAGUUUCAGAAAUACUUAAGAUUAAUAUUGAAGGUCCUUUCAAAAUUCGAUUUUAUUGAUUUUACGAGAUAAUAAAUUCAUUUUUGUACUCAUCGGCCUAACUAUUUCAGUCCAAAAUUUAAAUGCCUAUAAUAUUUUAAAUCCUUUUGAAGUUUAAUCUGUAAAAUUUUAAUAAAUUAAAGUACAAAAUAAAAUAAUAAAUU